Molecule: messenger RNA, 1629 nt
Organism: Penicillium canariense
Lineage: Eukaryota; Fungi; Ascomycota; Eurotiomycetes; Eurotiales; Aspergillaceae
Product: C6 transcription factor
Exons: 4
Coding region: 1-1629 (542 amino acids)
Biological process (GO): DNA-templated transcription; regulation of DNA-templated transcription
Molecular function (GO): zinc ion binding; DNA binding; DNA-binding transcription factor activity, RNA polymerase II-specific
Source: RefSeq, a predicted model, not a curated record
AUGCAUGAUCUGAAGAUUCGCUGCGAUAGGGCAAAGCCUGCCUGCGAAAAUUGUCGCCUGGGUGGUGUGGUGUGUGUCUUUACUCCCUUACCACCGCGCAAAAGCCCCCGCGAACAGCUUGAAGAGGCCCGAGCUCAAAUAAAACAUUUAGAAGAAACCCUGCGCGUGGAAAGAGCAAGCCAGAAUCGCUCUCAAUCUUCUGCUCUUGCGCCUACUAUCAGUCUGUUCGAUCCAUGCGGGUUUGAGACCACCCUAGCAGCCUUUCGAUGGCAUCUUCAAUUCUGCACUCCGGGAGUUGAUCCCAAUACGCAGCUAGAUUCCCUUUUUGAUUUUGAAGCUUUUUCUCACGGGCUGAAGCAGUCGCUUGACUUGCCACAUUCCAUCCCGACCAAGGUGAUCACACCAAAAUGGCCCUCUCAUCUUAUGAUGCAACAAUCACUUGAAUACUACGAGAACAAUAGGCUCUAUGCGAUUUUUCCGAUGGUGGACUCCGUGGCUUUGAGACGCCUUCUCGAAGCCAAUGACCAGGGCUCUCGCCAAGGGACGAUCAAUGCUGCCGACCGUGCCUGUCUGACCGCGCUCACAGCUUUCAUCACUCGACUGCGUCGUCAUGAACCUGCCUUUGCCGAGGCUGAUUCGAAUGCCUACAUGCAGGCUGUACUUUCAUCGCUGCCCCAACUUGUCAUGGAACAUACCAAUAUCCGGGUUUUAGAAGCUCUGCUUCUGCUUCUUUUGAUUUCCCUGGCAGUGCGAAUUCUCUAUAACCUGGGAGGCAACAUACAUAAGGCAGCUUCCCAAGACCCUGACCAGAUCCGGGUUCACCAGCACCUACGUGCUCUGUUCUGGGUCUGCUACUCUAUUGACAAGGAAAUGUCUCUUCGAAGAUGCCAACCACCGAUCAUCAAUGACGCCGAUUGUGAUCUAGAUCUUCCGGCUACCUAUGUUUCCGUGUCCUCCGAUCACCAAUUCUUCCAAUUCCAAUUGUCCUUACAAGAGCUUCUUUACCCGACGGAUCUUCGUCUCGCCGUGCUGAAGUCCAAAAUUUACCGUCUGCUCUACUCUCCUUCCAGUCUGAAGCAGCCUGAAGGCACACGCCUGCAGCUCAUUCGCGAAUUAGAUGAGGAAUUGAGCGACUUGAAAUCUCGCUUCCCAGCCGUCUGCCAGCCGGAUAUAUACACCCAAGGAGACAUGCCGGAUUCCCUGCUUCAUGAUCUCAGUCUGCGAGGUGUAAACACACACCUAGAAUACUACCAUUGCUUGGCCAAAAUCCACGGGGCAAGUAUUAGUGGGGAGAUUUCGACGACGGAGAGCCUGUCACCACCGUCAUCCAGUAUGGAACUUUGCUACCAGGCUGCACGAUCGACACUUUUAUAUAUCAGUCGAAUGCGUCGCCAUAUUUUCCAAGAAACAUUCUGGAUCUACGCUCAGUUUAUCCUGACGGCGGUUUUUGCUCUAUACCAGCGCAUCAUAACCAAUCCGCCCGAGUAUCACUUUCACGAGGAUCUUCGACUCUUGGAGAACACCCACGAAAUAUUCCUCGACCUCAAAAUAAAGGAUGAACAGGGUGCCUUUCCGCCGUUUGUAGUCACCGAGGCUCUCAUCCGAAGCUUGAUAUAUGCGGUCAAGUAG